UAUAAAAACAGAGCCCAACCUUCUCUCUCUUGUCCCUUUUUUAUAUAUCCCUGCCCCUCCAUAACAAAAUAUCACAGCAUUCAAUAUACCCCAAAGGGUGAACAUUUUUCCACAUAUCCUCAUAUACAUAACCACUAUUACCACCCCCUGGCCAAAAGCCCCCAAACUCCCAAAACCCAUCAUUUAUUCGAGUUACCAUUUUGGGUGCCCAGACUGAAGAAGAACACAAAAGGGUACACAGAAAUCAACCAACUAAGCAAAACCCAGUUUCUAAUGGGUGGUGAUUGUUGUCAUUGGAGUAGUGGUACUAGUAGAACUCGUUUCUCUUCUGUGUUUCUUGUAGUUGUGAGUCUGUUCUGCGGCGGCGUGUUCCGACCGAGCCUAUCAGAUCCGAGUGAUGAAGCAUGUUUAACUCAUCUUAGCCAAUCUCUGCUAGAAGACCCGAACCACUCGUUACAGAACUGGACCAAAUCAACCUUUGCCAACCCAUGUAGCGGUUUCACUUCUUAUCUCCAAGGCGCCACCUGCAACAAUGGUCGCAUCUUCAAGCUCUCACUCACCAACCUCUCUCUCCGCGGCUCUAUAUCCCCAUUUCUUGCCAAUUGCACCAAUCUCCAGUCGUUAGAUUUGUCUUCGAAUUUCAUAGCCGGACCAAUCCCGCCGGAGCUUCAGUUGUUGGUCAACCUUGCCGUACUUAAUCUCUCGUCGAACAGAUUAUCCGGCCCUAUUCCACCGCAGCUCACAUUGUGUGCCUACCUCAACGUCAUCGACCUCCACCAGAACCUCCUGACCGGCACGAUUCCCCAGGAGCUGGGCCUCCUCGUUCGGCUCUCGGCUUUUGACGUCAGCAACAACAAGCUCUCGGGUCAGAUUCCGAGUUCUUUAGGGAACCGGAGCGGGAGCUUGCCGAGAUUCAAUGCGACGUCGUUUGCCGGGAACAAAGACCUUUACGGGUACCCUUUACCGCCCAUGAAGGCCAAAGGGCUUUCGGUUCUGGCCAUUGUUGGGAUUGGAUUGGGAAGUGGGUUGGCGAGCUUGGUGGUUAGCUUUACUGGGGUUUGUAUAUGGCUCAAAAUCACAGAAAGAAAAAUGGCUCUUGAAGAAGGCAAGAUCACUCAACUCAUGCCUGAUUAUUGAAGACCCUAAUCUAAUCCCCAUUCAAGCCAUUCAAUCUUCUAUUGGGUUAGUUUAGUUCACCUCCUCUCUGUUCUUUUUGGGAUCAGUUUGGUUUUUUUGCUCUUUAACCAUUUCGGUCACUCUUUUUUUCUUUUCUGGUUUGAAUCUCUCAACAAUGUAUGUAUAGACCCCCCCUCAGAAAUACGAAUGCUUCAGUAGAAUUAGUGCAGCAGCUAGCUCUACAAAUCUCAAUUUUUCUUUCUUAACCCUCCUUCAUAGUCUCAAUGAAGUAAUGUAAUGUGUAACCGAGACAAUAUAAUGGAAAUCUCAUUCCUCUCUGUGUUGCUUUUUACUUAAGUUCCAAACUAGCAAACUCCCGAGCACUGUAGAACACUUGGCAUCUUUUACAAUUACAACUCUGCAUUCUGCAAUGUCCAAUUGUGCAUGAGGGGCU
Argentina anserina (silverweed cinquefoil) is the source of this 1570-nucleotide messenger RNA. Its product is annotated as receptor-like protein 44. The record is from RefSeq and is a predicted model, not a curated record. Lineage: Eukaryota; Viridiplantae; Streptophyta; Magnoliopsida; Rosales; Rosaceae. Gene Ontology annotation, molecular function: protein binding. The transcript has a single exon. Bases 274 to 1137 code for a protein of 287 amino acids.